Messenger RNA from Oryzias melastigma (Indian medaka), 8867 nucleotides. It is a transcript of the gene chd3, whose product is annotated as chromodomain helicase DNA binding protein 3. Gene Ontology annotation, biological process: chromatin remodeling; negative regulation of transcription by RNA polymerase II. The record is from RefSeq and is a predicted model, not a curated record. The coding region runs from base 843 to 7133 and encodes 2096 amino acids. The transcript is spliced from 40 exons. Gene Ontology annotation, cellular component: NuRD complex; nucleus; chromatin. NCBI's taxonomy places the organism in Eukaryota, Metazoa, Chordata, Actinopteri, Beloniformes, Adrianichthyidae. Gene Ontology annotation, molecular function: ATP binding; ATP hydrolysis activity; chromatin binding.
AAAAACCCAGGAUUUCUGCUUUUGUUUUAGAGCAUUUAAAGCGCGCGCGCUCUUUGGCGCGUGUUCUUAAAAUGGGGGGGGGUGUUUUAGGGAGGAGGGGGUGCAUAUUUGGGAUUGUUCUCAUCCCCACCACAAGUAGUUAAUUUUUAAGCAAUACAAUCUGAUGUAAGUCUGGGCAUGGCUGCGGCAGAUUUCUCCCAACCCCCCUCUCUCCGAAUCCCUCCCCAGGACUCACAGGCGCGUGCCCAUGAGCGCGCGCGCACACAGCGCCGCUGCUCCAAAAUAUCUUUUUUUUUUUUUUAUGGAGUGGUGGGGGCUCCGGAGGAAGAAAAAAACUAAAGGUGGCCAUGUUUGAUAGAUUUGUGUCGGGCUCUGCAUUGCAGACAGCCGGGGUUGUUGCUGUGUGAUCUCCGUGACAGUGAUCUGCCGUGACUUAUUCCUGCGUGGGGAGAGGGGGGGCACACACACGCGCGCGCGCAAGAAACAAACAAGUAACGAUGUAACUUACACCCCCUUUUUCUUGUAACAAUGUGUACGUUUUUAAGGAGGGAGGGGGGCGCGCGGAGGGAGAAAGGGAGAGCGAUAGAGAAAGGAGGAGGGGGUGCGUUCUGAAAUAAUAUAGUCAGCCAUUUUUUAUGUAAGGGGAUUUUUUUUCUUAUUGGGGGGGUUGUUAAAAAAUAAAUAUAAGAGGGCGGCCAUCUUUGUUGCUCUGCCUAGUGUAAAAUAUUCCAAAACGCCCCCCACUUUUUUCUGUGCCUAUUUGAAUAUUAAAUAAAUAUCACAUUAUCGGGCAAGAAUAGGCUCUUUUUGAAUACAAGGACGGAUCCAAUGACCGGGAUAUAAUGUCCUCUCCUCUCCGGUCCUGUGAGGAAGACGAGGGCAUGGUGGUUAAUUCCGAGGGAGGAGAUUUUGAUGAAGAAGACGACGACGGAGACCUAAACGAGAACGCAAGCGACAUAAACUCGCCGGCGGCGCCACGGGAAACUGCAACGGUAGCCGCGCCAGAGGAUGACAUAUCAGACAGAGAGGUACCCAUAAGGAAGAAAGGCCGGCCCAAGAAAAAGAAGGACGCAAAGAAGAAAGACAAAGAGGGGAAGCCGCCAAAGACCAAAAAACGCAAAAAGAUUGACAGCGAUGUAGAGCAAAACUCGGAUAGGGAAAGAGACUAUGGCGAGAACUCGGACAGCGCAGCCAGCAACUAUGGCUCCGGUGAGAAGAAGAAGAAGAAGAAACACAAAGAGAAGAAGGAGCGGAAAACCAAGAAGAAGAAAAAAGAUGAUGGGGACAGAGACAGCGGCCAAGAGGAAACAACAAAGCAACCUCUAGAGCAGAAGACCUCUGCCCAGCUGGCCAAGGAGUGGGGACUGGAGGAUGUUGAUCAUACCUUCACAGAGGAGGACUACAGAGAGCUCACCAACUAUAAAGCCUUCAGCCAGUUCAUGAGGCCAAUGAUCGCCAAGAAGAACCCCAAGAUCCCCAUGUCAAAAAUGAUGACCAUCCUGGGGGUCAAGUGGAGGGAAUUCAGUUCCAAUAACCCUUUCAAAGGCAACGCUGCUGCUGUUGCGGCGGCGGCUGCUGCCGCUGCUAUCGCUGUUGCCGAGCAGGUCUCUGCAGCCACGGCCUCGCCGGAGCCGCCGCCUCAACCGCCACCAAUCAGAAAGGCGAAGACGAAAGAAGGCAAAGGUCCAGGUUAUAAGAAACGAAGCAAAAGUCCUCGAGUACCAGAUAAGAAGAAGGCGCUGGCUGCAGCCAAGGCCAAAAAGAUGGCACCCAUCCGUAUUAAACUGUCGCCUAUAGGUGCAAAAAGGAAGAAGAGCUGCUCUAGUGACGACGUGGACGAUGAUGAGUCGGAGCAGGAGGACUCCAGCGUUCACAGCUCCUCAGUUCGCUCUGACAGUUCCGGCCGGGUGAAAAAGAACAAGCGGGGACGGCCCGCCAAGAAAAAGAAGAAAAUCACGGGGGAGGAGGAAGGCGACGGCUACGAGACGGAUCACCAGGACUACUGCGAGGUCUGCCAGCAGGGCGGAGAGAUCAUCCUGUGCGACACUUGUCCUCGAGCGUACCACCUCGUCUGCCUGGAGCCCGAGCUGGACAAGGCCCCCGAGGGCAAGUGGAGCUGCCCCCACUGUGAGAAAGAGGGGAUCCAGUGGGAGGCGAAAGAUGAAGACUUCGAGGACUUUGAGGAGGACAGCGAGGACAGGGUGAUAUCGGAGGUCAGCAGCGGGGUGCCGGCCGGCGGGGACGACGAGGACGACGACCACAUGGAGUUCUGUCGUGUGUGCAAAGACGGCGGCGAGCUGCUGUGCUGCGACACCUGCACCUCCUCGUACCACAUCCACUGCCUGAACCCGCCGCUGCCGGAGAUUCCCAACGGGGAGUGGCUGUGUCCGCGAUGCCUGUCGCAGCCGAUCAAAGGGCGCGUCCAGAAGAUCCUACACUGGCGGUGGGGGGAACCGCCGUCUCCCAUUCCCGUUCCACCUCCUCCCGACGCUCCGCCUGACGCUCCUCCGCCCCCGCCCAUGAAGGGACGGGCCGAGAGGGAGUUUUUUGUCAAGCUGGUCGGGCAGUCGUAUUGGCACUGCACGUGGAUCACAGAGCUGCAGCUGGAGAUCUUCCACUCGGUGAUGUACAGGAACUACCAGAGGAAAACCGACAUGGACGAGCCGCCCAGCCUGGACUACGGCUCGGGCGGGGAGGAGGAGAACAGCGUGGGGAAGAAUGAAAAGAGGAGGGCCAAAGACCCCCAGUUUGCCAUCAUGGAGGACAAAUACUACAAAUAUGGGAUCAAGCCUGAAUGGAUGAUGAUUCACCGGAUCAUCAACCACAGCGUGGACAAGAAGGGGAUUUAUCACUACCUGGUCAAGUGGAGAGACCUGACGUACGACCAGUGCACCUGGGAGAGAGAUGACAUGACCAUCCCUGACUUUGCAAUCUACAAGGCAAGCUACUGGAGACACAGAGAUGCAAUCAUGAAAGACGAUCCAGACAAACCUAGAAAGAUGAGGACCAAGAACGCCGACGAGGAGGAGGAGUCUCCUCCGUCUCCACUCACAGAUCCAACGAUAAAGUACGACGAGCAGCCGGACUUUGUGACGGCUACAGGCGGGACGCUGCACAUGUACCAGCUGGAGGGCCUCAACUGGCUCCGGUUCUCCUGGGCUCAGGGCACCGAUACCAUCCUGGCAGAUGAGAUGGGCCUGGGCAAAACCAUUCAGACCAUAGUCUUCCUCUAUUCUCUGUUCAAAGAGGGUCACACGAAGGGUCCCUUUCUGGUCAGCGCUCCUCUCUCCACCAUCAUCAAUUGGGAGAGGGAGUUUGAGAUGUGGGCGCCCGACUUCUAUGUGGUGACGUACACGGGAGACAAGGACAGCCGAGCCAUCAUCCGGGAGAACGAGUUCUCCUUUGAUGACACGGCAGUGAAAGGAGGAAAGAAGGCCUUCAAACUGAGGAGAGAGGCUCCAAUCAAAUUCCACGUGCUGCUCACCUCCUACGAGCUGGUGACCAUCGACCAGACCGCACUAAAGUCCAUAGAUUGGGCCUGUCUGGUGGUGGAUGAGGCACAUCGCCUGAAAAAUAACCAAUCAAAGUUUUUCAGGCGUUUAAAUGACUACAAGAUUGACUACAAGCUGCUGUUGACCGGCACUCCACUGCAGAACAACCUGGAGGAGCUGUUCCACUUACUGAACUUCCUCACGCCCAACCGCUUUAAUAAUCUGGAGGGCUUUCUGGAAGAGUUUGCUGACAUCUCCAAAGAGGACCAGAUCAAAAAGCUCCACGAUCUGCUGGGGCCUCACAUGCUGCGAAGGCUGAAGGCCGACGUCUUCAAAAACAUGCCCGCCAAGACCGAGCUGAUCGUCCGAGUGGAGCUGAGCCCCAUGCAGAAGAAGUACUACAAGCUGAUUCUGACCAAGAACUUUGAGGCUUUGAACUCCAAAGGUGGAGGAAACCAGGUCUCCCUGCUCAACAUCAUGAUGGAUCUGAAGAAGUGCUGCAACCACCCCUACCUCUUCCCCGUCGCCUCCAUGGAAGCCCAGAAAACACCCAGCGGUGCUUAUGAGGGGUCGGCGCUCACCAAGGCCUCAGGAAAACUGACGCUGCUGCAGAAGAUGCUGAGGAAACUGAAAGAGCAGGGUCACAGAGUGCUGGUCUUCUCACAGAUGACCAAAAUGUUGGACCUUCUUGAGGACUUUUUGGACUAUGAGGGUUACAAGUAUGAGAGAAUCGACGGCGGGAUCACAGGAGCACUGAGACAAGAGGCCAUCGACCGCUUCAACGCUCCUGGAGCUUGUCAGUUUUGUUUCCUGCUCUCCACCAGAGCGGGAGGUCUCGGCAUCAAUUUGGCCACAGCAGACACCGUCGUCAUCUUCGACUCAGACUGGAACCCGCACAACGACAUUCAGGCUUUCAGCCGGGCUCACCGCAUCGGACAGGCCAACAAGGUGAUGAUCUACAGGUUCGUGACACGAGCCAGCGUGGAGGAACGCAUUACCCAGGUGGCCAAGAGGAAGAUGAUGCUGACCCACCUGGUGGUGAGGCCGGGUUUGGGUUCCAAAGCAGGCUCCAUGACCAAGCAGGAGCUGGACGACAUCCUCAAGUUUGGGACUGAGGAGCUCUUUAAGGACGAGGGAGAAGGGAUGAAGAACAACGCAGGAGAUAAAGUGGAGGACGAAGGGAACGUCAUCCACUACGACAGCACCGCCAUCGAGAGGCUGCUGGACCGCAGUCAAGACGCCACCGACGACACGGACGUGCAGAACAUGAACGAGUACCUGAGCUCCUUCAAAGUGGCUCAGUACAUGGUCCGGGAGGAGGACAAGAUCGAGGAGAUCGAGCGGGAGAUCAUCAAACAGGAGGAGAACGUGGAUCCGGACUACUGGGAGAAGCUGCUGCGGCAUCACUACGAACAGCAGCAGGAGGACCUGGCCAGCAAGCUGGGGAAAGGCAAGAGGAACCGCAAACCCGUCAACUACAACGACGCCGCGCAAGAAGAUCAAGAGUGGCAUGCUGACAUCUCAGACAACCAGUCCGAGUAUUCGAUCGGCUCCGAGGAGGAGGAUGAAGACUUUGACGAUCGGCCAGAAGGUCGACGGCAGUCUCGCCGCCAGCUGAGGAACGACAAGGACAAGCCUCUCCCGCCUCUCCUGGCCAGAGUCGGGGGCAACCUCGAGGUUCUGGGCUUUAACACACGCCAGCGCAAGGCCUUCCUGAACGCCGUGAUGCGCUGGGGAAUGCCCUCCCAGGACGCCUUCUCCUCACAGUGGCUCGUCCGCGACCUCAAGGGCAAAACCGAAAAGGAGUUCAAAGCGUACGUGUCUCUGUUCAUGAGGCACUUGUGCGAGCCGGUCGCUGACGGGGCAGAAACCUUCGCCGACGGCGUCCCCAGGGAGGGGCUGUGCCGCCAGCCCGUCCUCACCCGCAUCGGCGUCAUGUCGCUUGUCAAGAAAAAGGUUCAAGAGUUUGAGCACAUCAACGGCCGCUGGAGUCUCCCAGAGCUCAAGCCGGAGAUCAGCAUAGACAAAUCCUCCUCCAGGGCGUCCUCACCCACUGUCAAGACCGCCACGCCCACACCUGACGCUAGCUACAACAGCACGCCAUGCCCCUCCAAACCAGCAACACCCGCUCCGUCGGAGAAGACAGAAAAAAAUGGCAAAGAGGAGGAAAAGGCUGAAGCGGAGGAGAAAGAGAAAGUGAAGGAUGAAGGGAAAGAGGCGGACGGCAACAAGAUGGGAGAAUCUCAGGAGAUGUCUUCUUCCACAAAAGAAACGCAUCGAAACGCUUCAGAAGACGGGGAGGUAAAGGAGGCCGCAGCAGAUGCUCCGGCUGCCACGGCGGAGGAGAAAAAAGAGCCAGAGGAGAGUAAAGAGGAGACGACGCUUGAGUCAAAGCAGGAAACGAAAGAAAAAUCAGGAGAAAAGGUUCAGGAGGAGAAGGAAAAGGAGUCGCGAUCAAAAACGGAGGCAGCAGACGGCAAAGACAAGGCCGAGGCGGCUGAUGUCAAGAAAGAAGACGUGAAAGGUGAAAAGGAUCCUGGGAAGGAGCUGAAACCCCCCAAGGAGGAGGCGCCGCGGGGUAACGGGAGGCCUGUGAGCGAGCGGCCGCGCUUCAUGUUCAACAUCGCAGACGGUGGCUUCACAGAGCUGCACACUCUCUGGCAGAACGAGGAGCGGGCUGCCAUCUCCUCGGGGAAGAUGAAUGAGAUCUGGCAUCGCCGACACGACUACUGGCUGCUGGCGGGGAUCGUAAUCCAUGGCUACGCCCGGUGGCAGGACAUCCAGAACGAUCCCCAGUUUGCCAUCGUCAACGAACCGUUCAAAUCACAGGCAAACAAAGGCAACUUCCUGGAGAUGAAGAACAAGUUCCUGGCGCGUCGCUUCAAGCUUUUGGAGCAGGCUCUGGUGAUAGAAGAGCAGCUGCGGCGGGCGGCGUACCUGAACAUGACGCAGGACCCCAGCCACCCGGCCAUGGCGCUCAACGCACGCUUCGCCGAGGUGGAGUGCCUGGCGGAGUCGCACCAGCACCUCAGCAAGGAGUCACUGGCAGGCAACAAACCCGCCAACGCCGUUCUGCAUAAAGUGCUGAACCAGUUGGAGGAGCUGCUGAGUGACAUGAAGGCCGACGUGACCCGGCUUCCAGCCACGUUAUCCAGAGUCCCGCCUAUCGCCGCUCGCCUCCAAAUGUCCGAGAGGAGCAUUCUCAGCCGGCUCGCCAGCAAAGGCACAGAGACGCACACGCCCCCUCCCAUACCUCCAGGACCCUACGCAACCCCUCAGGCCUACGGAGCCCCCUACACACCUGCACCCCCAAGCGCACUUCAUAUGGGUGGCGCCAACUACAGUCAAAUGCCGCCAGGAUCCUUUAUAUCAGAAGCCGCUGCAGCUGCCGGGGCCACCGGGGGAGCUGCCGGUGGAGCCGCCUGGGGGCCGACCGCCAGCGGGUUCUGCCAGAAGACCAAGGAGCACGAUGUGGUGCAGCGGCAGCGGGUGGUUGACCUCUGGAAGGACGGCAAAUCGGAGGGGGCCAUAGGGCUGGAGCUGAGGAUGCCAAAGUCGACGGUGCACAGCAUCAUCGUCAAGUACCGACUCAGCAACACGGUGGAGAACCUGCCGCGCAACGGACGACCAAAGAAGCCCUGAAAGGAGGAGGGGGGGGGAACAAGCGAGAAGAAAUCCCAAAAAACAAGGAAAAGGAGAACUCUGACACUGCUGGAAUGUGAGGAGGAGAAAAAGAAACGAUGGGAGGCACAACUUUAUAGAAAAAAAGAGGACAGGAAACGUGAAAUGAAAAGCAGCGCUGGCUCUUUGACCCCCCCCAAAGAAAAGCAAGCAAUCAACUGCAGAAAUUAGAAAAAAAGAGAGGUCAAAAGGUGCUACGGGGAAAAAAAUAAAAACCCAAAAAAGUCUGACUGCACUCAAGAGACAAGAAAAGCGGAGGAUGUUUAUUCAAUCACCUCGAUUUUUUUCUCUCAAGGAAAUUCAGGUAUGAGGGCUGAAUGGAAGCAAAAGGCAGCAAAGGAUAUUAUUAUUUUUUUAUACUUCUUCACACUUAUUUUCUUUUUUUUUUUUGAGACUUCUGUUACCUCUGAGCCAAAAAGAUUUCCCUUCGGUUCAAUUCUUCAUGUGAAGGCUGACUGAACAAGCCGGUCGCCUCCAUCUGACCCCGUCCUCCCUCAUUCCUCCACAGACCUGCACUCCUCCGUCUCGCUCAUUCAGAGCCUCACACACACACGGGUAAAGCCUUCAUGUAUCCACCGACCUCACUCUUGAGACGAAAUCCAAGAAACGGUGAAAACCAAAAAAAAAUGACGGCAAAGAAAAAAUGUUUCAAACACGGAUCCCUGCGGACCGCCGCGCAUUCCUACGUCCAACCAAACAAAGGAGCUGGAACCUAAAUAAACAACACUACAUGGCUUUAACCCACUCAGAUGUGCUGCUUCAAUUUUAGAGACGACUGAAAAUAGCCCCAUUUCCUGUUUGCUGAACAGUAUUUAUGAGCCGCUCUUCCUCGGUUGUGAAAGCUGUAAUCUGUUACAAAGGAACCAAAAAAAGAAAUCAAUAAAUAAAAAGGGAAACUCUUUGAAGCUCGCAGAGACGCUUUUGUCCCUGGAGCUUCUUUAUUGUGACAGCGUGAUGGAAAGUGUCCCGUAAUCCCAGAGAAACUAAAACUCCGCAGACCGUCUCGUUGAGUUUUCCAACUGUGACGUUCACGCCGACCAACCUGGAGAUUCCUGCAACAAGUGCGACAGUCAGGGAUUUUUGUAUUUGUAUGUGUGGGACGUGUGAAAAUGCCUUUUGUUUUGUUUUUUUACAAAUUAUUUAUCUCUUUUUUCUUUUUUUUAAGUUCCUAACUAAAAAAAUAUUUUUAUAAAAAACAACAAGAAUUUAGAGAAAUUUCUUGUAUGAGAGAGUGUUGGCAUGACAACGCCAUCUAUAAAAAGAGAAAAUAGAUGAAUAAAAGAUGUAAUUGCAGUUGAAUCCGUUAAAAAUAAUUCCACCAGAUAAAGCAACAUUACAAAGUGCUCUCAGGAGGCUCACGCUGUUACAUCGGUUUAAUAAAAAAUAUAAUAAAAAGCUGAUUCACUUGGUCAUGAUUUGAAAUCACUUGAUGAAUUUCAAACAUUGUGAGCCAUCAACCAAAUGUCCAACUAACCCAACAACUGUUUGCAAGAAAAUAUUCAUUUUUCAUUGCUCAUGUAUAUGUGUAAAGUGAAUGUAUAAAUAAAGAGAAAGCAUUUUAAACACUUUAAAACAUGAAAAUGUGUUAUUUUAAAACUAAGGAUGUCUUGAGAUAUGAGGGCGUCCUUCUGAACUGUUUAAUACAUGUAGCUUGUGAAUGUAAAUACCAAUAUGGGCCACACAAAAUGUAAAAAA